Plasmopara halstedii is the source of this 3177-nucleotide messenger RNA. RefSeq names its product Armadillo-type fold. The transcript has 6 exons. Bases 1 to 3177 code for a protein of 1058 amino acids. Lineage: Eukaryota; Oomycota; Peronosporomycetes; Peronosporales; Peronosporaceae. The record is from RefSeq and is a predicted model, not a curated record.
AUGCGCUUUUGUUGGCCUGAGAACUGUGCGCGAUGCUUGACAAGUGUAGAUUUUGGCGGGAGUGCAAAUGGAUCUCGUACAGUUUGUCUCCACCAUUCGUCCAAGUGCUUGAGUUCAUCAUGUUUGGCUUUCACCAUUAUUCUUCUAUACAUGAAGCGCGAUCUUGAAUUGGACACAACCGCUUCCGGCGGCGACAGCGCAAAUUCUGCCGCUGAGAAACGACCUCGAACAAAUUCCUUGACGUCAACGCAACCGUCUGAUGUCAAAAUUGAUCUUCAAUGCCCCAGAGUAGCUUCAGUGCAGGAUCAUCAAAUACACCCCAUGGCCAUACUUGAGGCCAUCCGCCUGAAGCUACAGAACACUGUAGACCCUCAUUUACAGGGUUGUCUUUUACUUGAAUACAGCACAACUGCGGCUUCUCCGAGCGCUAAUACAGCAGCGGCGAUUGACUUUCUCUUUUCAUUUUUACAACAGAAUCAGACGCAGUCUACCACUCUCAGCGAGGAGAAAUUGUCCAAAGACGCCAGUAGUAGCGGAGCUAUAGUCGUGGGCGCCAUUGUGCGUGGUCUUCGACAGCUUUUGGCUGUCAAAGCAACUGUCGUAGAGCCUAUGAUCCAGGUGAAUGCGAUGGGUGAGCAAUUGAUGCAAUGUUUGAGUGUAGGGGAGGAUUUUAAGCUCCGUCGCGACAUGUUACGCAUUGUCGUGGACUGCCUUAUGUGUACUAAAAAGUAUGAUCAACUUAAGCAGCUCUUGCACAAGUGUGUGCACGAUCACGAUGCUGGCAUGCAGGCAAUUUGUCUCCGCACGUAUCUAAGGUUAUAUAACAAAGGAGAGUCUUUUGCUCUCGAGACGAUCUCGACAGAUGACGUUGCAGUCAGUGAGUUCGAUCUAUUAACAGGCUUUAUACUAUUUGGACAAAGCCACGAGGUCCAAGUGUUGGCAUCACAAGUGAUUGUGGUCCUUACAGAACUGUUCCCACGCUGUGAAGCUACGAACAGUCAAUAUUUUCCAUCUACAAUAGCUGCAAAGGUGACGCUGCUUUUGCCCGAAAAGAUUUUUUAUGUCUUGUGCAUGGCAGCCAAUGAUGCGUCAAAAGUGGUGCGAGCUGAAGUUGCGAGAUGUCUACGGCGUAUGUCUUGUGUGCAAAACAGUGAGGUCCUGGAGCACGCUUUUGUCAAGACACAGGUCGAUGAGGCUGUUGUUGACGUUGCUACAGAGAGUAGUGAGAUGAAUACACGUCGGAUGAUGUCGAGUGGCGUUUUGCUAUCGCUUUUGGAGGAUGUUGACGAGGAGGUCGCCAUUGAAGCCUCGCGUACUAUUGCCAGAUUGGGUGAAGUUACAGCACGUCGCACUAGUACAGCACGAUGGAGUCAGCGAGUCGUGGAACGCACAAUCACGGCGCAUUUUGACGUGCUUUCGCGUACAAGUAGGUCAAGUACAUCGCUACUGCGUCAAGUAUUCGUGAACUCCUUAAGUCGCUUGUUAGUGUGUCGGCACGUGCUUGGAUUGAGGACCGACAUGACCAUAUCUAGCACCGAACUGAAUUUUCUGCUGCAAAGUGACACAGAUGUUAGUCUACCCGCAGCUAUCGAGACCUUACGAGUGCUGCAAUACUAUGAUCUAUCAAGCACUUGGGUUGUCCAGCGAUUGGUAGACUACGUUUCGAAAAUAGGCACUUUGUUCAAUAGUUUUGAAGCCAAGAAUGAUUACACUUUGUUGGAUUGUUGGAAGCAAAGAUAUUUUAAUGCGGUGCAAGAUCUUGGUAAAAAGUGCGCUGAUGUGCUAAAGGUCGAUGACUCCUUGUUGGAUCCAGUGAGACAAGAGACAUCACAGCUUCAUGGUCGAGAUGAUAUCAUGAAACAGUCGUGUCAAGCCUUACUUUGCCACAAUGACUUUUCGAAUGGGAUCAAUAAGAAAGACAGUAACUUACCUUCAUCCGACGGAACUAGCCUAUUUUUCCUACAGAGUCCAUCAACUGGGUCGCAAACAGUGGAUCAGGCUUCUCAGGUGACGAAAUUUUUGGAUGCUCUUCAAGACCCUCCCUCGGAUGAAAAUCUGAAUGAGUCUUUGAAUACAAUUUGUCGCCUUCGUAAUGUAUUUGCUGCGGAGGAAACUUUUCAUUUUGUCGACGUUCUUGUCCGACUUCGGAAGCACUUGCGUUCAUUUCCCGAAGUAUCAACCACACUACCGUCGGCACCAUCAAAAUAUGUGCCCAUAUCGGCUAUGCUUAGCACAAGUCCUAGCGUGAGCUCAGAACACACGAACAUUGGUAGUGGAGAGGCAGAGGCGUUUGAGAGUUUGCGAAUAUGGAAUGAUUUGCGGAAGCAAUGCCAAGAGUUGGUUUAUGUUGCGUCCGGGGUGUAUGUGAAAGCUUUUGCUUUAAGUUUGUCACCUCGGAUUGAGUUACUUCAGCUAGUAAUGCUUGGAUCUAUUGGACUCGAGCUUGCAUCUCUGCAAAAUUCUACCGACAAUCUAACUAUCAUUGCAAAGCUGCGGUGGAUAACCAAGGAAGCGACGACUCGAUUGCACUUUCUAGUCGAGGAUGGCGAGCUUAAAGACAAAGCUUGGAUCCCGAUCGAAAUGCUGUCUGGCGCGAGCACACUAAACGACCUGAAGCGCGCUUUUGUUGCGUUCGUUCGUAAGGCAUGGCCCACAGCACUCAUCAAAUCUGCAAUAACUCGCUGUACACCUCCAACUGUCGGAGCUCGUAUCCAUUUUCGCCGUCUGGCUACCGCCCAUGCAUCAAUUAUAGAACCAAUCUCGAAUGUGCAUUUGAAGUUUGAGCCCCAAGAAAUUACAGCGAACUGGGCGUUUGAGCAGCGUGUUAACUUUGUUUUGACAAAUACGCGAGAUCUUACACAAGUGUAUGUCAGAAGCAUGCUUCCCGAUGGUGAAGUUGACUACCAUCAUGUACCAUUAACUUGUAUCUAUUCUCGGGGGCCACGCAAUCACUCGGUUGUUCACACAAUUACGCUAACUGUAUCACCUUUUUCGGAUCCAACCGCAUUUCAAAUUACUGUGUGCCUAGGUCACUCAAAACUCCCAGGAAUUGUCAAGCCAAGUAUUUCUAGUUCUGUCAACGCUCAUUCUCGAAUGUUCACCGAAAUUUCUGAUCCUGUUUGCGUACCAAUAUCUCACCGCACAAGCACCACGCUGCGGCAUGCAGCAACAAAAUAG